CGCAGACUCUAGCCGGCACACACAUACCCACACACAUUGACAUAAGCUGGGCACAACAGUGCUGACACAGAAGACCAGGGAGAAAUAGUCUUUAACCCAUUUCUUCAACGUCACAUCGUGCUGCCUGAAUGUGACGCGACAACGCACCUGUUUGAGGUGGGCUGGCUGCAAUGAUGUCCAGGUCCACGAAAUCUGCCUCGAGGUCUCGGAGCCGCUCAAGGUCCCGGUCAAGAUCCCACUCCACCUCUCGCUCUAGAAGUCGCUCUAGAUCCCGGUCCAGGAAGCGUCACUACAGAUCUAGGUCUCGGUCAUGGUCAAGAUCUCAUUCUCCAUCUCAUAACCGGGAGAAGAAAUAUCAGAGGGGGUACCAGAACAGUCGUGAGUUCCGGGGCUACCACCGCGGCUUCCGGAGGCCGUACAACUUCAGGGGCAGAGGGCGGGGUUACUUCCCACGUGGGCGCUACCAGCGUGGCGGAGGGGGUGGUGGCUAUAACAACAACAACAACUUCCGGCCGAACUGGAAGAAUUACAAGCAGCACCCUCAAACACAGCAACAACAGCAACAGCAAAACCAUUCACGAGGACGAUCUCACAACCUCCAGAAACGCUCAGGAAGCCCCCCUCAUGGUCCCUCUCACCACUCUGACCGAUCCUCCUCUCCAUUAUCCAGACACUCACAACAUUCUCCCUCUUCCUCACACUCCUCCUCACCCAAAUGCAGGCCAGCCUCAUUGCUGACUAACCAAAACUCCAAAGAUGUGAAAGAGGAGCUCUCAGCCUCCAAGGAGGUCCAAAAAGGGGGUGGGGGAGAUGGGGAGCCAGUGGAGCUCGCCGGGGUGCUGGCAGGAGAUGGAAAAGAAGGUGCAGUCAGUGGGAAAACUGAGGGGAACUGUCAGGGCCCGACAGACUGCAACAGCAGUCAAAAGUCAACGAGUCCUCAGGCGAUCUCUGCUGUCAUUGUUGGUCAGAACAGCCAAACUACUAAUCAGUCUAGUCCCUCCCCUAAAUUCACAAACGACAUCAGCAAUGGUGCCCCCUCCUGGCCGAUGGGGGGUAGUUCAUCCACAACAAAAAAGCCCUCACAUGAAGGUCUAAAUCCAAUGCUUUCCAGCUUUGACUUCUUCUCCAACAAAGAAUACCUGGAUGGAGAUAAAACAGCAAUCUCCAUUGCCUUCGGAAAGUUUUUGGAGGAGCAAAAUAAAAAAGCUAAAGCUUGGGAAAAUGGCAAGAACCCAGAAGCAAAUGAUGUGGAUAUGGAAAAAGAGAAAGUAAAUGGUAAAGCAUCCGUCUCUGACUCAAUGUCAAGAAAAUACAAAGAGGACAUUGAUGGUGAAGUGUCUCUGAACAGCUUGUUGAAAGCUUCUCCUUUUCUGUCUGCUGAUGGGGAGGACGAGGAAAAGAUGAUAAUCAAGCGUUAUUCAAAGUCACUUCACAAAGACUGGAAUAAUGGGGAUGAGUCCUCUAAACCAAAGAGCAAGGUCACUCACUCAGCCCAGGAACUGUUUGAGGAAUGUUUUGGCAAAUGGCAGAAUAUGGCACAGGUAACCAACAGUGACCUUGACGCCAUGGUAGAGGACAUAUAUCCCAGUCAAAAGCAGGAUAAAGCAGCGGCCAUUGCUGCAGUCCUCGCCAAGAGGGAGUUAGCAGGAACAUUUGAGGAACUGCCCCCAGACAUGGUUGGUAAAGCCAAGAAGAUGGGAAAGUCUCCCCCUAUCCUAUCUCCUACACUAAAACCAAGGAGGAACUCUGACAGAGAGAUGUUUAUGAUCAGGGGAGAGGACUUGCCUUUCAUGUCCUCAAGAAAACAGGAAGCAAAAUUAAAUGUCAGAAUGGAUUUCCUUGGAGAUAGCCUAAUAAGCUCUUCUGAUAUUUUAGCUGAGGAGCGACAGUUGUCUCAGGAUCUUGUGCAGUCCUCAAAAAAGGAUCAGGAGUUCCGCUCUAUCUUUCAACAUGUUCCGAAUGCUCAGUUACAGAGGAGUCCCUCUGAGCUGUUUGCUCAACACAUUGUCACCAUUGUUCACCACAUUAAAGCUCAGCACUUCCCCUCCUCUGGAAUUACUUUAAACGAGCGAUUCACCAUGUACCAAAGACGAGCUGCAGAGAAGGAAAUGAUGAAGCCAAGAAAAAGCCCAGAGAUACACAGGAGAAUUGAUGUUUCACCAAGAGCUUUUAAGAAACACUCUCAACUUUUUGAGGCGAUGAAAAGCUCAGAGGAUGGCACUUACAAGGAGUGUGGAGAAAAAAUGAAGGGUGACCCAAUGGACCUUCGUCUGGAUAUUGAGCGCCGUAAAAAAUAUUCCACCCACGAAAGAGUUUAUAAUCAGGAUCGGGGAGGAGAUAUAGAAGAUUCCCCAGAUUCUAGUAGAGAGAGAUGUGUGGAAAAGUUCUCCAAAUGCCACGAGAAAUCAAAGAAAAGUAAGAAGAAGCGCUCUCGCUCAAGUUCGUCCUCAUCUUCCUCAUCCUCCAAGUCCCAAAAAGAAGAUUUGCCCCAUGGCAAGUCUGAUCCCAAAGAUAAAGGCUUUAACAGGACUCGACUGGAUCAAAGGGAGUCCCCAGAGUCAGUUGAAAGAGGAAGGCCACGUGGAGGAUUUCAAGUCAGAAUCCGUGGAAGGGGCUGGAACAGAGGCAGUUAUCAGGGAAACUGUAGUGACAACAUGGAAAACAUGGCAGUACACCCAAAAAAUGAAGACUGGGACCCAGAGUACACUCCCAAGAGCAGAAAAUACUACUUGCACGAUGACAGAGACGGGGAGACAGAGUCCAAGUGGGUGGACAACCGAGGGCGAGGACGGGGAAGCUUCUCGCGUGGAAGGGCACGAUUCAUCAUCCGCAAAGCCACUGGGGGCCCCAACACCAAUAGCCCCAAAUGGGCCCAUGACAAGUUCCAGGUCAAUGGGGAGCAAGGUGGCGCACAUGAGGAGGAGAAAGGACAGGACCAUAAAGAAGGCGAAAUCGAUGGAGAGAAUACUUGAGUAGUGAAGCAAUGUGCUGAAAAUCUUAAUUUUCUUCUGUGUUGUUAUGGGAUCUGUCUCAGUGAUUUUAUCCACCAAAAUGAAUUCAUAAAUGCAGAUUACAAUGUUUUAAGACUCUAUCACUAGGAAAACGUGUAAGCUUUCAUUUCAGCGUAGGCUACUCAUUCGGAUUUUCCACAUCAGGAUACAAAUUAUAACUAGUAGAAGCACUGUUUAAGGGUGAAUUGCUGUUUUUUGCUUUAUACAGUAAAGUGAAACUUUCAGUGUAGCAUUUUGGUAAUAUACACACUUUUCUCAUAGGAAUAAUUAAAAAAUGACUCCUUAAUGACAUUUGCAAUUUCAAGUAGCAAGAGAAAAUCACACCAUAGAUCACGUCAGCUUGUGCCUUAUACUUGUGGAAAUGAAGAAAUUUUUUGUGAGCAGCAAGCAAUAGUUGUAGAGGUAAAUGUAUUCAAAUCUUCAAUUUUCAACUAUGAGUUUUUUAAAAAGAAGGCUUGUUGUUUUGAGGUGUGUCUUGUCAGUUUGUUAAAAUGACAGCAAUAAGUACAGAGUAGUUCGUGUUGACGUAAAAACAUCCCUGUUUAACCAAUUGAGAACUCUACAAAUGACCCUGAUUAGACCAUGGGACCAACUGUAUGGGGGUCAAAGAUUUUACUCUGCAACAUAUUUACAAUACUAGCUGGCGGCACUGUUAGACUGUUAUUAAAUGUAAUAGGUUGUUCAUUAAACAUUUUGCUGUCAAAGAUAUCUAUACUUUACAGUAACUUUCUGAUCUUGGAUACCACUUAUCAAUGUGUGAUAUUAUUGGGGUUAUAAGUUUUCCUCCUAAGACACUCACUGUAGUUUUUGUACCUAGGCAGGGUUUUGACUUUGUCUGUAAAAGGAGAAUUUGUUGUUGUAAUUUGCUGUUUGAAAACUUUUUUCAGUCAAUGAUGAUUUAAUCAGUUAUGUAAAUCGUGUGCAAUUAUGUGAUAGAAGAGGCUCAAGAUUAGCAUUUGUUUGUAGUUUGUAAGGAACAGAGAUACAGGAUAGUUUGUAGGACCAGGAUUACAGUAAGGCUAAUCCUAGAAUAAGAAUGUUUGCCUAUCUCCAAUAUUCUUUUCUAGGAUGUCUAGGAUUAGGCUCAUGUCUUUUUGGCCAACUACCCAUACAACUGAAUUACACAAUUAUUGUGCCUUGCUGUGGGUGCGCUGGUCUCAUUUAUACAAUACAGGCCAACAGAAUUGUUUAAAGGUUACCUGCUUAAGGAAUAUUGCUUUUUUUAAAUAGAUGUUACAUUUCUUGGAGAUUGUAAAUUAAAGAGACACUGAUUACUUUAA
Molecule: messenger RNA, 4291 nt
Organism: Micropterus salmoides (largemouth bass)
Lineage: Eukaryota; Metazoa; Chordata; Actinopteri; Centrarchiformes; Centrarchidae
Gene: thrap3a
Product: thyroid hormone receptor associated protein 3a
Exons: 11
Coding region: 171-2972 (933 amino acids)
Biological process (GO): positive regulation of transcription by RNA polymerase II; mRNA processing
Cellular component (GO): exon-exon junction complex; mediator complex
Molecular function (GO): DNA binding; mRNA binding; transcription coregulator activity
Source: RefSeq, a predicted model, not a curated record